AUGGCUAAACGAUCCGCAUCUGGAAUAGCACGUCGCGCAACUGUGUUUUCAUCCAAAGGAGGAUCGGUCGUCUCCGCGUCGCAAGACCAAACUGUGCGUGUCUGCGACAUCUCAGGUCUAAGGAAGAGCACCCCGAACUCGGCACCAGGCGGCACUUUCGAUACUUUCGACACCUUCUCGACCGUCAAGUACGUACUUGAAGGCCAUGACUGCGGUGUCAACUACGCGACGUUCCACCCUACCCUCCCUCUCAUCGUUUCUGCUGCGGACGACCGGCAAAUCAAGAUCUGGCGUAUGAGCGACACGAAGGCCUGGGAGGUCGACGCAUGCAGGGGACACUUCAACAAUGUGUCGACAGCGCUGUUCCAUCCCAAGCAUGAGCUCAUCGUGUCAUGCGGCGAAGACAAGACCGUACGGGUGUGGGACCUGACGAAACGAUCUGCCGUGCAGACAUUCCGACGGGAGAAUGAUCGCUUCUGGACCCUUGCUGCCCAUCCCGAGUUGAACCUCUUCGCAGCGGGCCACGACAACGGCUUGAUCGUCUUCAAGCUUGAGCGUGAGAGACCUGCCUUCGCUGUGCAUGACGACUCUGUCUUCUAUGUGCGGGAUAAGUAUGUACGCUCGUACGACAUCAACACCGGCUCGGAUCUCGUCUGCUCAGCGUCCGCAA
Messenger RNA from Fomitopsis serialis, 670 nucleotides. RefSeq lists its product as uncharacterized. The record is from RefSeq and is a predicted model, not a curated record. Gene Ontology annotation, biological process: endoplasmic reticulum to Golgi vesicle-mediated transport; intra-Golgi vesicle-mediated transport; intracellular protein transport. Gene Ontology annotation, molecular function: protein binding. The transcript has 2 exons. The annotation marks the transcript as partial. Gene Ontology annotation, cellular component: COPI vesicle coat. NCBI's taxonomy places the organism in Eukaryota, Fungi, Basidiomycota, Agaricomycetes, Polyporales, Fomitopsidaceae.